Messenger RNA from Perognathus longimembris pacificus (Pacific pocket mouse), 1061 nucleotides. It is a transcript of the gene Sike1, whose product is annotated as suppressor of IKBKE 1. The transcript is spliced from 5 exons. Lineage: Eukaryota; Metazoa; Chordata; Mammalia; Rodentia; Heteromyidae. The record is from RefSeq and is a predicted model, not a curated record. Bases 45 to 668 code for a protein of 207 amino acids.
CUCUGACGUCGGUGUGCGGGGCCGGGCUGUUGUGGUCCGGCGCUAUGAGCUGCACCAUCGAGAAGAUCCUGACGGACGCCAAGACGCUACUGGAGAGGCUGCGGGAGCACGACGCGGCCGCCGAGUCCCUGGUAGACCAGUCCGCGGCGCUGCACCGGCGAGUGGCCGCCAUGCGGGAAGCGGGCUCGGCGCUUCCCGACCAGUAUCAAGAGGAUACAUCCGACGUGAGAGACAUUGCCAAAUACAAACCUCACAUUCUGCUGUCCCAAGAGAACACACAGAUUAGAGACUUGCAGCAGGAAAAUAGAGAGCUGUGGAUUUCCCUGGAGGAGCACCAGGAUGCUUUAGAACUUAUCAUGAGCAAGUACCGGAAGCAGAUGCUACAGUUAAUGGUUGCUAAGAAAGCAAUGGAUACAGGACCAGUCCUCAGAGCUCACCAGUCUCACUCUGCAGCAAUUGAGAGUCAAAUCGACAGAAUCUGUGAAAUGGGAGAAGUGAUGCGGAAAGCAGUUCAGGUAGAUGAUGACCAGUUUUGUAAGGUGCAAGAAAAGCUAGCCCAACUAGAGCUUGAAAAUAAGGAACUUCGAGAGUUACUGUCCAUCAGCAGUGAGUCUCUUCAGGUCAGAAGGGAGAACUCAGUGGACCUUGCUUCCCAGCCCAUCAAAUAGUGGAUGAAACAUGCCUGAAGAUUGUCUAUCAAGGGAGGAAGGAAGGAAGGGACUGUCUUCCCACUGGAGUACUGUCUGUUCACUGUGUUGCCCUAUACUUGAUUUCAUUUUGCUUCAAAGUAUCAGGUGGCAAUUUAGAGUUCCCAAGUCAAUAUUGGCUAUCCACAAAAGUUUUGGAGUGUAGUAGAAUCUACAGUGAGUCUCACCAUUCUUUUAUCUGAGAAACAACUCAAAUGUUUAUUUCUAGGACCUCAAUUUAUAUAUUAUCUCUAAAGCUGAAUAUUUUUAGUCAUUUUAUUUCAUAUAUAAUUGUAAAAUACACUUACGGGAACUUCUACGAGAUUAACCUUUGUAAAUCUGUUUGGCAUAAAUAUGGAUUUUUUUUGUUGCUUU